Molecule: messenger RNA, 1692 nt
Organism: Lentinula edodes (shiitake mushroom)
Lineage: Eukaryota; Fungi; Basidiomycota; Agaricomycetes; Agaricales; Omphalotaceae
Exons: 13
Coding region: 1-1692 (563 amino acids)
Molecular function (GO): oxidoreductase activity, acting on CH-OH group of donors; flavin adenine dinucleotide binding
Source: RefSeq, a predicted model, not a curated record
AUGGCCAUACGAUUUGACCACUCUACAGGUACUGCUGGCUGUGUUUUAGCGUCUAGACUAUCCGAGACCAAGGCCACAAAAGUUCUCUUGCUCGAAGCAGGUGGCAGCAGCAAAGCUGUACUCUUCACUCAAACUCCGGUAGCAUAUGGUCAACUGUUCAGGACAGAGCAUGCAUUCCAGAUAUUUACUGAACCUCAGGAGGGGUUGGGAGGUAAAUCCAAAUUUUGGCCUCGUGGAAAGCUAUUGGGCGGAUGUACUGCCCAUUAUGGAUCUCCAGAGGAUUACGACGAAUGGGCAAACAUUACCAAAGACAAAACAUGGUCGUGGAAUGAAUUUGGUCGCUACUUUCAAAAGUUUGAACGUGUGCUAGCGGAUCCAUCCUAUCCCCAAGUUGACACCUCGUUGCGAGGAUCAGACGGGCCUGUACGAGUGGGCUACUUUAAUUACAGUACCCGGUUCGGACAAGACUUUGUCAAAUCGUGUCAAGCUUUGGAUGUUCCAUUCUGUCCAGAUUUUGAUAAUGGAAAGGGAACACUAGGCGUAAAUCGAAUAUUGACAUACAUCGAUGAAAAAGCAACACGAGUAUCGACAGAAACUUCGUAUUUAACACCUCAAGUACUUGCGAGGUCCAAUCUUAAGGUCGUGACUGGAGUGAAAGUCACCAAAAUCUUGUUUGAUACAACAACCAUACAACCGAAAGCUGUCGGGGUCCAGAUGCAAAGUACUCUGGGUGGGACCACAUACUAUGCAUUUACAAACAAAGAUGUUAUUCUAGCCGCCGGGGCUAUCCAUACUCCUCAUAUCUUGAUGCUCUCUGGUAUCGGCCCCGCAUCCCACCUUCGCGAACACGACGUAGCUGUAGUCAAAGACCUUGAAAAUGUUGGCGCCCACCUGCAAGAUCAUCCUGUUUUCGAUAUCCACCUCAAAGACAAGUUGCAGCUGGCUCCUGUAUUUUUAAUGCGGAAAGGAUUUAUACAAAACUUCCGAUAUUUUCUGACAACACUACAAUAUCUUAUCUUUCAUACCGGCCCUCUAGCGAUCAAUUGGGGAGAGGCGGCUGCCUUCAUUCGAACCGACGAUCCGAAGCUCUUUCCGCGAAAUGAGUAUCCAGACCGACUUUCUGAUACGACGUCUGGGCCCGACAGUCCCGAUAUCGAAAUCUUUAGCACUCCGUUGUCAUAUAAGGAUCACGGAGGUUUCUUAUUCAGCGAACACACACGGGCAUUACACGUUUGCCUUCUGAGACCAUCAAGCGAAGGUUUGAUUCGCUUGAAGUCUUCUGACCCAUGGAGUGAUCCCUCCGUCGAUCCCAAGUAUCUACAAGCCGACCAAGAUAUCGAGAGGAUACUGCGAGGAAUCAGGUUUGCCCUCCAGAUUCAAAAAACUGAGCCUAUUGCCUCGCAUAUCGAUUUUGAGGACCCAGCAUUUGAUGGCAAGUUGAACGAAUACAGCAAUGAUCAACUCAAGCAGGAGAUCUCCGAGCGACUGGAAACGCUCUACCAUCCAAUGGGGACUUGUCGUAUGUCUGCUUCCGAAGACGAGGGAGUAGUGGACAAUGAACUCAGGGUGCAUGGAGUCAACGGUCUGCGCAUUUGCGACGCAUCUGUGUUUCCUUCCAUGGUUUCAGGUCACUCAGCUGCGGCGGUGAUAGCAACUGCAGAGAAAUUGGCAGAUGUUCUCCAGAACCAGUGA